Molecule: messenger RNA, 4596 nt
Organism: Nomia melanderi (Alkali bee)
Lineage: Eukaryota; Metazoa; Arthropoda; Insecta; Hymenoptera; Halictidae
Product: RUN and FYVE domain-containing protein 2
Cellular component (GO): cytoplasm
Molecular function (GO): metal ion binding
Source: RefSeq, a predicted model, not a curated record
GUAAGGUCGGCGGGAGAAUCAAUAUUACUUUUCGCCGGCGAGCUCGCCAUUUUCGACGUGAUAUUUUUCGUGGACGAUCGACGUACGAAACACGCGAGUUUUCCACCCUCUGUGCGUCAAUUUCCGUGUCCCUUUUCUUCGUGAGAAUCGAGUCGCGCGGCGUCGGGCUACAAUGUAGCAGCAAUCGUUCGCGAGCCGUUUUUUUCCGCUUAAGCAAGGGUUUCUUUUCAUCGCUUUUACCGCAGUGUCUAUAUUUCAAUUGCAACGCACACGGAUUAACGCUUCAUCGGUCCGCCGAACAAACACGUAACAAGGAGGAAUCACCGCGAACGCUUCGAGCAGAUCCACACGCAGGGCGAAAUAAAAUUCGUUUCGAAUAAUCGCAGCGCGAUAACCGAGCGAUUAGACUCGAUCUUCGUGCUAUCAGCUGAUCGACCUUAUUAAAAAUAAAAGGGCUAAAUGAGGCGAAGACCAAUUCACUCGAGGGUCGUUCAUUAAGAGGAUCGAGGGAUCGAAACGAUCAGUUACUCAGUUUUCAUUGUUCUCAUCGAGAGAGAGAGAGAUUGAAGGAUCAACCGUUUUUCGUGACAUUGUUACGAUAGACGUUGAGUUAGCUCGCUGAAGUGAUCGGCAGCUAAACGAUAAAUUGAGCUAUCCAAGGAAGAAUAGAGGAUCGGAGAUAUCAAAAGGGAGAAAAGUCUACUGUCUUCUAUGCGGCAAGAAUCCCAGAACGGUCUGAAGAUCAGGCCACCGGGCGACCACGGUGGUGUGCAUCACGACGGGGUCAUGCUCGAAGAAGAUAUGGCUGGCGCACAGGACACGAUAUACCUGUGCAAUUUUCGGGUGUCGGUGGACGGCGACUGGCUCUGUCUGAAAGAGCUGCAGGAUGUCGAGUUAUCGUCGCCGUACUCGAUGCAGCGGUCACCGUCUCCGCCCCUCGCACUCAGUGGUAUAAAUCAUCGCCAACAGCAACAGCAACAGCUUCCUGAACAGCGAGAGCUUAUGCCGCCAAGCCCGCCACCAUUGCAGCACGUCUCCAGCUUGUCACGGGACCCGGUCAUCAUCGAGAGGAGUAAUCUCGUUAACAUUUCAAAGCUGAUCGUCAAGGAGCUGAUCGAAACGUCAUUGAAAUACAGUCGAAUGCUCGACUCCGAUCACAUGCCCUUGCAACAUUUCUUCAUCGUUCUCGAGCACGUACUCAGACACGGUUUACGGCCAAAGAAGGGUCUCCUCGGACCCAAGAAGGAGCUGUGGGACAUACUUCAGCUCGUUGAGAAAUAUUGUUCAGAAGCGCAGGACAUUACGUCCAGCAUUCGUGAUCUACCUACCGUUAGGACCGCAAUGGGUAGGGCGCGAGCGUGGUUGCGUAUGGCGUUGAUGCAAAAAAAGCUAGCCGAUUAUUUAAAAGUGCUGAUCGAUCACAAGGAGGACAUAUUGUCCGAGUACUUCGAGCCGGACGCUCUGAUGAUGAGCGAGGAAGCGAUCGUUAUAAUGGGUUUAUUGGUGGGCCUGAACGUGAUCGACUGCAACUUCUGCGUGAAGGAAGAAGAUCUCGAUUGUCAGCAGGGCGUGAUUGACUUCUCGCUGUAUCUGCGUAACAGCAAUCACAUACCCGGCGAGUCCCCGGACGACGAGGUCGAGAACGACAACAUGACCACCGUUCUCGAUCAGAAGAAUUACAUCGAGGAGCUGAACCGACACUUAAACGCGACCGUGACGAACCUCCAAGCCAAAGUCGAGUCCCUGACGACCACGAACGCUCUAAUGAAGGAGGAUCUGUCGAUCGCUAAGAACAAUAUAUUGUCGCUUCACGAGGAGAACAGGCAAUUAAAGAAAGAACUGGGGAUAGAGAUCAAAGACACUAACGAGAACGGCAAACCGCCGAUUAAGAUCACCGAAACGACAGCAGAGAUCGAGGAACUGAGAAGUAGAGUGGAGGCCGAAAAGAAAAUGCGACAGAACGUGGAAAAAGAAUUGGAACUACAGAUCAGUAUGAAAUCGGAAAUGGAGGUGGCUAUGAAAUUACUGGAGAAAGACAUUCACGAGAAACAAGACACGAUCAUAUCGCUGCGGCGACAGCUCGAUGAGAUCAAAUUGAUUAACUUGGAGAUGUACAAAAAGCUGCAGGAGUGCGAAGGCUCGCUUAAGCAUAAGACAGAACUGAUCACUAAAUUGGAGGCUAAGACGCUAUCGAUGACUGAGAGCAUCCAAAAAAUGGAUGAAAAGUGCAAGGAAAUGGACGGCGUGAGAUCUGGCGCGGAGGAGAGGGUGAGGAUUUUGGACGCCGAGGCUGCGGAGAGGGAGGCAAGGGCGACCGGGGUUGAGAGGGAAUUGCGAGUCGAACGUGAAUGGAGGACCUCCUUGCAGGAAGCAUCGAUUUCCAACGCGGAGAAGAUCUCUCAAUUACAUCAGGAGAUUGAUCAGUUGCGGCGGGUGUCCGAGAAAUACCUGGAGCUGCAGGAGGAGCACUACGCGCUGAAGGAGAUCUGCACCGAGCAGGAACGAACACUGGAGGAACUUGGGGGACAAUUGAGCGCGGCCAAAUUGGCGGCCGCCGAAUUACGGGAGGCCGCUGACAACGCUCAACAGCACCAGCAGUACCAACACCAGCAGCAAGAGGGUGCGGCGACCUGGGCGAACGAUCGCCUGGUCACCCAUUGCAAGAGCUGCAACCGUGAGUUCAACAUCACUCGUCGUAAGCACCAUUGUCGGAACUGCGGGAAGAUCUUCUGCAACGCGUGCAGCGACAACAGCACAGCCAUGCCGAACUCGGCGAAACCUGUCCGCGUGUGCGACGAGUGUUACGUGUUCCUGGUCGGCCGAUACUCGUCUGGUCGCUAACGUUCCUGAUUCGAUCGGUCGGAUAGCGUGUAACGACGUCGUAGGCGGAAGGAAAAGUUGUAACGGGCGAAGAAAAGAGAAAAGGGGAAAUCACGGGGAAAGGUAGAAAAAGAGGAAAUCGCGGGGGAAGAUAAAAAGAAGAUAACAUUGAAGAAAGAUAAAAGCGAAAAUCUUAAAGAAAGUCGAAAAGUGAGCAUCACGAUGAAAGGUAGAAAGAAUCUCGAUGAAAGGUAAAAAGGGGAAAUCGGGGAAAAAAGAUAAAAAGGGAGAAACCGUGAAGUUAAAGGAAGGGGAUGAUUGCGAAGAAAAACAAAAAGAGAAAAGGAAAAUCGCGAGCAAAGAAAAAAGGUCUGAGUCUGUUUGUCUCACGCGCGUACACAAACGACACGCAUACACGCGCGCGCGGCCCGGACAAAACGUAAAUAGUAUGUCGUGUUCCUGAAGGUCGUGCGUUCACCGGAAGCCGUUCGUUCAUUUCCGAUUCGACGCACGCGCCACUCCGAGAAGGGGAUUCCCCGCGUUUCGCAUCCAACACCUCUCGUCGCUAUCGUAUCGCGACAUUUUCUACGAUUCAGUUGACGUCGGACCACGGUCCGCCGAUUUUUCUGCCGUAAACGCUGGCGAGGAAGGGUCUUUGCGGCUCGACGGGAAUACCCGACGAGCGAAAGCGGUUCCGUUACUUUUGCCCCUUUCCGAUGCACAACCCCCCGCGAUUCGUCGCGAACGAAACAAUCAAAAGACGAUGUCUUCGUGGAACGAACACGACCACCGGAACAGUCGCGUGAAUAUUUUUAAUCCCUUAUUCGCGGCGAACAACGAUAUGUCGUUGUUGGCAACGCUUGGCCGAUCGGGUUCGAAAGAAAUUAUUUUUACGAGAUCAAGGAAGAAUAAACGAAUGCCAAACGUAUUUCAAUAUUAGACAGCGUUCUCUCGCGAUGCGGAUAGGCAUCAUCAAUAUAUCGAGAUUUUUUGCAAGUGCUACCAACAACGAUGCAUCGGUGUUCAGCAUUGUAAGGGUUAAUCUUCGGUGUCCAGGAUUUCAAGAUUUUCAACGUUCUCGGGCAUUAAGUGUUAUCCAUAUGUGAUACCAUAUGUGUAACCGUAUUGGUAAACAGCAUAAAUUAGUGGACUAUGGAUCUUUAUGCAUGUUGAUUUUCUGGGAAAUUAGAAAGUAUAAACUUGCGCGAUAUUCAUAAAAUAUAACAAAAUAUGUGACGCAUUCGAAGUAUAGUGCUUUUUGUAAUAUCCUUUAAGGAGGACCAUUUUCUAUCGUAAUUCUAUUCUUCUAAUUACGUUAUCAGAAAUUCAAAUUUGCAUAAAGAUCUGCAGUCUGCGAGUUAGUAUCGAAAAUGUCUAUGUUGUUUUUUAUUUUAAUGAAAUUAUUAUUACAAUGUAUAAUAUUAUAACAGUUGUUAUUAAAACAGUGGAAACGCGUGUACCAGUCAAGAUUUCCUUACACACUGUCCUCGAGCUGAACGAAGAUGGAAAAUAUCCGUCGCGGAGGAGGUUCGUUGUAUUCGUUCCAUCGCAUGCACGAUGCUAUAUUAUAACACUUGCGUUGUUACUUUGUAACGUUUUCUGAAUUCGACGCGCUCCUUCGAACUGUCGUACGAGCACUUUACUUUGCGUGAACACACGGGAUCCGCCAGCGGACUUGGAAACUCGCGGAACUGCGGAUACGCUUGCGCUGUAGUUUUUUGGAACGCGUGCCUGUACAAUGGUAUUUUUAAGAAAUUCUGUAGCGUUGAAGAGAUU